AUGUAUGAUUUGAAACUUUUUUUAAGUGUCUGUCAAAAACUCUGGUCUCACUGUACAAGAGUGUAUCGAAGUUUUGGAUUGGAUUCUGAUCACUAUUUGGUUGCUAGUAAAUUGAGUAUUAACAAGAGCCGUAUAAAUAGUUAUCGGAAACCAUCCAACAGAUUGCGAGUGGAUCGUUUGAAAGAAGAGAGUGUGGCCAGUGAGUUUGUUGCAGUUUUGGAGGAAAAAUUUUCGGGUUUGAAUGAGAAUGUAUCUGACAUUGAAUCAGAGUGGGGCAUUUUCAAAAACACUGUUCUGGGGGCUGCCAGAGAGUGUUUAGGGUUCGUUAGAAAUAAGAAUGGUAAAAAGAAGACUGAUUGGUGGAACAACGACAUUAAGGCUGCCGUUAAGGAAAAGAGAUCUAAAUGGAUGCACUGGAUGCCGAAUAGGACUGAGGAAAACUGGACAUCAUACAAGGAACAACGGGAUACCGCAAAGCGAAUGGUCAAGGAAGCAAAAGAGGGACAUUGGAUAAAAUUUGGAGAGGAAUUGGAAGAAGCAGGUCAGCAGAGGAACAAAGUAUUCUGGACUAAGGUGAAGAACAUCAGAAACGGAGGUAAAAAGCAGGCACCGACAGCAGUUUUGGACAAAUCGGGCAACUUAGUAAUUGGAAGAAACAAUGUACUCAACCGCUGGAAGGAAUAUUUUGAUGACUUAUUGAAUGUUGACAAUGGAGUUACUGGACAAAAUGGACAAUAUGGAGAGGAAAAUAUUAUCGAUGGGUUUGUGCCAGAAGAAAUUAGUAUGGCAGAAAUUCAAGCAGCUAUUCAGAGAUUGAAAUGGGGCAAAGCAGCAGGCGUAGAUGAAAUUCGCACUGAAUUCCUAUUGAGUGGCGGUGUAGUUGGG
Messenger RNA from Contarinia nasturtii (swede midge), 885 nucleotides. RefSeq lists its product as uncharacterized. The transcript has a single exon. The record is from RefSeq and is a predicted model, not a curated record. The annotation marks the transcript as partial. NCBI's taxonomy places the organism in Eukaryota, Metazoa, Arthropoda, Insecta, Diptera, Cecidomyiidae.